UGUAUGUGAAUGCAUCUAUCACUCAGUUUCGCACUGAUUUGGCUCUUGCUCCAAAUCUAAUCGAUCCGCUCGUGCAGGAGAACCGGCUCUCUCUUCAACUGGACAGGACAGGACAGACACCCGUAAGCAUGGAAGACACUUACUGAGGCAAUCACGGAGAGAUACGCGUUUAUACCGACUAUGGCUGUAGACGCUGCGUCCAGCUUCAGCUUCUGUCGAGCUGCACUGGAUCACACUGUCUCAGCAGAAGAGUUAAACUACCAGCUGCCACGGAAUGCUGGAGGCAACCUCAACUGGCAUGAGGGUCGAGGACAGAGGGUGACAAGGAAGACGGUCAAACUGCUACAGCAGCCCGGCACAGAGGGAAUACAAAUCCAGUCAGGUGAGGCCUUCACUGUGUACCACACCAGCCCAACGCUCUCCAGUUUAUGCAAACCCGUGGUGCUGUGGACACAGCAGGAUGUGUGCAAGUGGCUGAAGAAACACUGCCCACACAACUACUUGACCUACGUGGAGGCCUUCUCUCACCACGCCAUCACAGGUCGUGCUCUGUUGCGGUUGAAUGGGGAGAAGCUGGAGAGGAUGGGUAUCGUACAGGAGACUCUGAGACAGGAAGUGUUGCAGCAGGUCCUACAGUUGCAGGUCAGAGAGGAAGUACGCAACCUACAGCUCCUUAGCAGAGCUUCCUUUGGAAACCUGUCUUAGCUCGUCUAUCCAUUUGGCAGCUCUCUCCUCUUCCUGAUGGAUACAGGAGGCCCUGUUCCAAACUGAAAGAGACAGAGAGAGAAUCUGCCUGGCUGGAAAUGUGAAGAUACUAUUAACUCUAUACCAAUUUAACAGACAGGACUGGCUUUUUAUGCACAAAUGGAUGGGGUUCAAAGACUCAAAAGGAGACAAUGCCGGACUCUGAAACUGUAAUAUAGUGAUACGAUUCAAGUUUCCAUUCAACUCUAAAAAAAUAAAACCUAGAGCACCAACCAGAGCUUUGUAAGAAAACAAGGAUGCGUUGACUUGAUAUGGAUUGGAUCUUGGAUUGGCUGGUGGCUCUGGAUGGACUCUUGAGUAGAUGUUGAGUUUAAGUUAAUCUUGGAUCUUCAAAUGUGAUCUCAAAUCAUCUUAAAGGAGCAACUCAUCUCAGCUGCCUUGAUUCCCUGAGGUUUAUGGUGUUUGGAUGUCUGACAGCCCUGCUGUUUUACCAAGCAUCAUUAGUUGAACAUGGACGUAGAAUAAAUCCCGCCUGUAAAUGUCUGUGAUCGCAGACAGAUCUUGCUUCUACAUCUCACAAUAGAUUGUAUUAUUCCAUUAGCAGAUAUACAAUAAAGAGAAUUAGACAUAGAAUAGGACAUGCCCAGAGGUUUGAAUACCCAAUUUUUUCCCAUCCCUGACUUCUACGUUACAGCACCAACUUGGCCCAUAAAAUUCUUUCUGACUCUGAUUCUAAUGGGGUGUUCACACUGUCAUCAAUGUUUUGCAAUAACCUCACCAGGAGUCAUUGGUUUUCAAUGAGAGUGCAAUUUGAGGAGAAUUAAGCAAUGUAGCAACCACAAAGGAGAGUGCAGACAUAGAAGGUCAAGUGAUCCUCUGCAUGAUACAGUUACAGUUGGAUCAUCUACUACCAACAGCGACCUCCAGUGAUUUAAUUGCUGUCAACGUGAACGCCCCUAAUGGGUUUUUUAGUAGAGUUAAAGGGACAGCUCACCCAAAAAUGAAUGACUAAAUGAUGACAGAAUUUUCUUUUUUCAUUUUAGGGUAAACUAUCCCUUUAAGGACAACACUGAAUGUUAAACCCACACACCCAACCAUCAACAAUAUUUUUUCUUCUCAUGAGAUGUAGGUUUGUCUCCUUGUACCGGCUCUUUGUUAUGUCUUUUGAUUUCGGUGUCAUUUUGAAAUAAUGUCCUGCUAUGUAAUAUAUGUUGCUGUUCAGGUUUUCUCCUAAUAUACAAAUAAUGUGUCUAUAUACAGGUAACUAUGAACAUGAAAUGAAUCACAAAUUAUGGUACUUUCAGUAGGACCAAUGUGUUUAGAUUGUCAUUAUUUAUAGAAGUCCCAGUUGUCUCUGUUCACAAAGCAAUAACAUAGAGUGCCGCCACAUGUCUGCAUGGGUAGACCCGAUAGAGACAGUUUUUUAGCUAACUUACAAUCCCAAACUUCAGAGCAUGUUCACCUAAAAUAUGAAGUAUGAAAUUUCACCACCAUACAAAAUUGCAAAAAUAAAUGUUAUUUCUGAACAUGCCACUGGUAAAAAAGAGAUAGUCCCGUCCCAACCUCACACCAUUGGUUUAGUAUGGUUGUUGGGAUAGGUCUAAGCGGGUCACUCUAAACAAACUUGAGUGCUUACAGUUUUCGAGAAAAUUAUCCUAUGAAUGGCUUACUUAUAUUAAGCUUAUAUAGCUUUAAGGCCAAAACUCUACGCAAGUACAUGAACGCAAUGCUUCUAGAUACGCAAGUUCAAUUUCAUGCAUUGUUGUGUAACAGUCAGAAUGCAAUUCAUAAUGUAGUGCAGGUAUAUCAAACUGCCUUUUUUUAUGGUCAUUUGUCUUUCAGGUUAACUGCUUUCAUGGUGGAGCAACAGUUUUAAGAGAGAAUCUUGCUGUAUAAGUUAGGCAAAAUUACUUAAACUGUCGACAUUUUGAAUGGCCCAUACAUUUGAAGGUAUCUCUAUCGCCCCCUUGAGUAUGGAGGUUUGUUAUGGCCACAGUAACACAAGCAUACAUUUAAAUAUGUACAAUGAAUUCACGCUUGCUAUGCAUUUUUCAAGCAUUAUGCUUGCGUUUGCAUACGGUACUUGCUUGUUUCUGGCCUCAGAGUCCUGAUCUGUGACUUUAAUCAGGAUACAUGUCAACAGAGAGUUUUUUUCCACUAGUAUGAUAAGGGAUCUCCACAAAAUAAUAACCUCACACUGAAUUCCUCAUUCAUACUGCCCCUACAAAAGGGAAUGUAGUUCCUUUUCCAGACUUGUCUUAAUUUGCCCUGAACACUGUGAUGCCAGUUGCAUGUUUAUAUGGGAGGCUAGAAUAUAUGUCUAUAAUGACAAUGAUGUUUAAAGAACAAGGGCCUGCUUUACUGUAAAAUCUCAUUUUGAGCCAGAGUUUGAUAGUUAUUGUUUGAAGUUCAAGAUAUGUACCAGUUCAACUGGCUUUUCGAAAAGUUUCUACAUGUAGCCCCAUGACAUAAACCAAUUGAGUAAAUGCAGAUGAUGGUUAAAAGUGUGUAUAUGUGACUGAUGGGACAGAAUUCUCUCAUUUCAUGUGACAUUAUGAGAGAUGGUUUUCUGGAGCAUUUUGCUGAUUGCUGGAAAAAGGGAACACCUACAUCCUGACACAUCACCAUUCUUUCUCUCUAGACAGGUGAAGGGUUUACUUUAAAUCUUGUUAUGCAAAAAAAAAAGUGAGGAAGAUUGGAUAUUGGUUAUGUAAUUACCUGCUAGCAACAUGAAUAUAAAGUACAUGGUGUGGCUAAUACUGCUGUAUG
Molecule: messenger RNA, 3474 nt
Organism: Xyrauchen texanus (razorback sucker)
Lineage: Eukaryota; Metazoa; Chordata; Actinopteri; Cypriniformes; Catostomidae
Product: sterile alpha motif domain-containing protein 10-like
Exons: 5
Coding region: 181-705 (174 amino acids)
Biological process (GO): cell surface receptor protein tyrosine kinase signaling pathway
Cellular component (GO): cytoplasmic side of plasma membrane
Molecular function (GO): protein binding
Source: RefSeq, a predicted model, not a curated record